AUGUCGUCCAACGACAAUCCUUCCUUCUAUCCCUAUAUCCGCAACAUAGCUGCACCAGGUACUGACAAUCUACAGUACACUCUCCCAACCGAGUUCACCAAGCGUCCCGGAUUCAACACCACAGGAAAGGCGGUCCAAGUCAAUGUCAACGCAUACAAGGUCAACAGCUUUCCUUCCGUCAAGAUCUAUCAGUAUGAUGUGGUCAUUGGAUCCGGUGCCGAAAAGCGAAUGGUCCAACGCAAGGUCUGGAAUUCCAGUGCCCGCAAGGACAAGACUGGAGCUGCAAUGAUCUAUGAUGGCAAUCGUCUUGCCUGGUCCUCAAAGGAUCAUGGUGAGCUUCGUCUCAUGAUCGAUCUUGACCAAGAGGAGGGUCGUCCCAGUCGCGGCGACAACAACAGCUUCCGCCUUCACAUCAAGAAGACUAGAGAAGUAGACAUCAGCAUCAUUCAACAGUUCCUUGAUGGUCGAAUUCAGAUGAGCAUCUCCGUUGCUGAAGCCAUUAAUUUCAUGGAUCAUCUCCUGCGUGAGGGCCCUUCUCAGUCUCCAGAAUUUCUCUCAGUGAAACGUUCUCUUUUCAAACGCAAUGGGGAGCGUGCCGAUCUCGGUGGCGGCAUCGAAGUUUGGCGUGGUAUUUACCAAUCAAUGCGUCUUGCUGAAGGAAAGAAGAUGGUUGUCAACCUCGAUGUUGCCAACUCGUGCUUUUGGAAGCCCUCUGCGCUCAUUGCUGCAGUUAUUACCAACAGUGGCUGGCGUGAUCCCGCUGACAUUGCGGCUCGACUUACACCCACUCAGACCAAUGGUAGUAUGGUCGCCAAUACUACUCACAGAGCACUCCAGUCUAAGUUCAAAGGUGUGAUUGUUAAAGCAAGUUACCAAGGUAACCCACUACCCAAGAAAGAAUGGAAGAUCCACAAAUUCUCUACCAACAACUCCCAUCAGGAAAAGCUUGAAUGGAAGGAUCCCAAUACAAAACAGCCUACUGGAGAAAUGCUCUCUGUCGCUCAGUACUUUAAGCGCAAAUACAACACUGCUCUACAAUUUCCUAAUCUUCCAUUGGUUGAAAUGACGAAGAGAAAUGUUAAGUAUCCUAUGGAGUUCCUUUAUAUUCAGAACGGCCAGCGCUACAACACCAAGUUGAAUGAGAUCCAGACUGCUAACAUGAUUAAGUUUGCUGUUUCUCCUCCUGCUACUCGACUUAAGGCUAUCAACGAGGGUAAAUCUUGGCUCAACUGGGAGAAUGACCAAUACCUCAAGAACUAUGGUCUCAAGAUUAGUUCUCAGCAUAUUCAAACUAAUGCUCGCAUUCUUCCUCCACCAGGCAUCAAAUUCGGUAAUAGGGUCGAGCAACCCGGGACUAAAGGCCGUUGGGAUCUCAAGGGCAAAACUUUUCUCGCUGGUAAUCCCACUGAACUUGUGGCAUGGGGCAUCGGAGUUUUUCCUGGUCGAACUAAGCCUGAUAAGGCACAAAUCGAUAAGUUUGCCUUGGACUUUACACGAGCUUAUCGUAAUCAUUCUGGUAGAGUGGCUAACUCACCUCCCCAUAUCCGCAUGUUACCAGCCGAUGCUGGUCAGGGCGUUGAGAUCCUUCAUCAGGAGACAGGCAACAAGUUCCAACGUCGUCCUCAAUUGCUCAUCUUCCUGGUUCAGGAUAAGCAGUCCUUUCACUAUCUUCGAAUCAAAAAAUCUUGUGAUUGUCGAUUUGGUGUCGUUUCACAAGUCAUGCAGAUUCAACAAGUAUUGAAAGGUAAUCCUCAAUACUACUCGAAUGUACUUAUGAAGGUCAAUGCUAAACUCGGCGGUACUACUUCUCAAGUUCUACCUCACAAUACGAGUGGCUUCAAGGCCUUUAGUGUUCCAACAAUGUUGAUUGGUGCCGAUGUCUCUCACGCAUCGCCUGGUAGUCAACAAGCGUCUAUGGCUGCGCUCACUAUAUCUUUUGAUCGCUUUGGUGGUCGUUAUGCUGCAGCAUGUCAAACUAAUGGUCAUCGAGUCGAGAUGAUUUCUUUAGCUAACUGGCACAAUAUGCUUAAACCACUUGCAACUCAAUGGAUGAGUCAGGUUGGCGGUGGAAAGCUUCCUCAGCAGGUCUACUAUCUCCGUGAUGGUGUUUCUGAGGGCCAGUUUGCUCACGUUCUCCAUCAAGAGGUUCCUGAGAUCAAGGCGGUCCUAAGUGGGAUUACUAAAGAUAAGUGGAAUGGCAAGAUUACAGUCAUUAUCGCAUCAAAGCGCCAUCAUAUUCGAGCUUUCCCUAUUGGCAAGGAUGCCUCUGAUCAGAAAGGCAACCCUCUCCCUGGCUGUCUUAUUGAGCGAGAUAUUACGAUGCCCAAUGAGUUCGACUUUUAUCUCUAUUCGCAUAUUGCUCUUCAGGGCACUUCUCGACCUGUCCAUUACACCAUUCUUUACGAUGAUACUAAUCAUCGUCCUGAAACAAUUCAGAACAUGAUCUAUGAGCACUGUUAUCAGUACAUGCGGUCUACUACUUCCGUUUCUCUUCAUCCUGCUGUGUACUAUGCACACAUUGCCUCCAACCGUGCCAAAGCACAUGAAGAUAUUGCAUCAUCUCAAGGCCCUCAAACAGGUCCCGGUUUCAAGCAGGGUCAGGCUGGAGGUCGAUCUUCGGAGCCCAGCGACUCGGAAGUGAAGCCAUUGAUGCCUCUCUUCAAUGCCAACGGAAUUGUCUUUGCCAUGUGGUACAUUUAA
Molecule: messenger RNA, 2700 nt
Organism: Exophiala aquamarina CBS 119918
Lineage: Eukaryota; Fungi; Ascomycota; Eurotiomycetes; Chaetothyriales; Herpotrichiellaceae
Exons: 1
Coding region: 1-2700 (899 amino acids)
Molecular function (GO): protein binding; RNA binding
Source: RefSeq, a predicted model, not a curated record